UAUAUGUCAGGUAGAUUCUAACAAGUAAACAGUUUUUGUUAGGUGCUUAAGUUUUUUUCCCAAUGGUUAAGUUAAAAUUGAAGGCGGCGUAAUUGUACAUAAUGUAUCUUUUAGUUUUCCUACACAGAUAAUAGAAAUAAUAAACUAGAAUAAUGUUUAAAGUGUUUUAAAGUUAUAGUUUUUACAAUUAACAAUCAAUCAAUGAUUCAAAAUGAAAGGUUUCGUGAGGAUCGUUCGUAAGUCUGGUUUAUUUCGUAAAAUCUGUGUUGUAAUACUGGUGUACUUCUUAUACUGCUGCGGUGUGUUUACACAUUUAAUAGAAAAACGUUUCAAUGGUGAAUUUCCACUUGGAGAGGAAUCAUAUAAUGAGAUAAGAAGUUCUUGUUUGAGAGGUAUAAAACCCGACAUCGAACCUUUUAACACGUACAAAUACUAUUUCAAGUAUUUCGCCUCUCUUAAAUGCUUAUCAGAAUCGAAAAUAAAACUUGCGAUUAUAGUCAAGUCGGCUAUUGGGAAUUUUGACCGGAGACAAGGCAUCAGGCGGAGUUGGGGCUUCGGAAAUAGAUAUUCCGAUGUAGAGAUGAGAACUGUGUUUAUAUUGGGCAUGGGUGAUGAUAAAGAACUUCAAAAAAGAGUCGACAAGGAGAACAGCGAGUACAAUGACAUUGUACAAGCAGCCUUCAGAGAUGAUUAUUAUAACAAUACAAUAAAAACUUUAAUGGCUUAUAAAUGGGCCGUCAAGUACUGCAGCGAUGCCAAGUUCUAUGUCUUCAGUGAUGACGAUAUGUACGUAUCUAUAAAAAACGUUUUGAGGUUUGUGAAGAAUCCUUUGGAUUAUCCUGACUACCUAGAAGUGCCUGUAGUGUCUUUAAAAGAUUCCCACCAUUACGAAAUAAGACGAGAACUCAGAUACAAUAAAAAUGUGCCUCAAAUGUUGGAUUUUGAGCUUAACGACAAAGCUGAAUUGUAUGCAGGCUAUGUAUUUCAGUCAUCUCGUCCACACAGACAUUUCUGGAGCAAAUGGUACAUAUCGUUGGAAGAAUACCCUUAUGACAGGUGGCCACCUUAUGUCACUGGUGGGGCUUAUAUUUUGUCGAACGUUGUACUUCACGAAUUUUAUUAUGCUAGUCAAGUUACUCAACACUUUAGGUUCGAUGACAUUUACAUUUCCAUAUUGGCAUACAAACUCAACAUUACGCCAAUUCACAAUGAUGAAUUUUAUUUCCACAAGAAGCAUUUCAGUGGUAAUAAUUAUAAAUAUGUUAUCGCUUCUCACGGCUUUGAUAAUCCACACGAACUUAAGGAUUUUUGGCACCAUCAAAAAACAAUAGGAAAUGCUUGACUGAAAUUAUGUAAAAUAUAUUUGUAAAUUGUACAAAAUCUUCACCUGUGAUCACAAAUACAUGUCACUUUUAAAUUUA
Molecule: messenger RNA, 1421 nt
Organism: Cimex lectularius (bed bug)
Lineage: Eukaryota; Metazoa; Arthropoda; Insecta; Hemiptera; Cimicidae
Product: beta-1,3-galactosyltransferase brn
Exons: 1
Coding region: 212-1342 (376 amino acids)
Cellular component (GO): membrane
Molecular function (GO): hexosyltransferase activity; UDP-glycosyltransferase activity
Source: RefSeq, a predicted model, not a curated record